UCUCUCUCUCUCAUUUUCCACUAUAUAAAGUAGAGUAUACCCCCGUCUUUCUCUCACUCUUUCUACCGGAGUAUUUCUCGGGAAAAAAGGAUAAUCCUUCGGAUUCUUUCUAAAAAGAUUAUUUUUAUCUGCCGGAAGAUUUCUCUUCAAAUUACUCCAGCUACUUUUGGGGAUUUUCGCAAAUCUUGUUUCCUCUACCAUUGGAAGUUUAUUUUCUUAAGGUUUUCUUCAGAUUCUCGGGGUUCCCGUUUGUCUUGUUGAAGAAUGGUGGCGAAGAUGAUGAGGUGGCGACCCUGGCCGCCUCUGGUGUCGAAGAAGUACGAGGCGAGGCUGGUGGUACGGAGGUUGGAGGGGUGGGAUCUGGAGCGGGAGAGUGCAGAUAAGGGAGGUGUUGCUCCCAGAUUGACUGUGGAGAUUAAGUGGAAGGGCCCGAAAUUGGCGCUGAGUUCGUUGCGGAGGGCGACCGUGAAGAGGAACUUUACGAGGGAGGUGGAGGUGGAGGCUGAUACUGCAUCCCAACUAAAUGGAGUCGUUGAAUGGGACGAGGACUUUCAGAGCCUCUGUACUCUCUCCGCGUACAAGGACAAUGUGUUUCAUCCGUGGGAGAUCGCUUUCACCGUCUUCAAUGGAUUGAAUCGAUGUCAAGGGACAAAGAACAAGGUUCCUGUUGUUGGAACGGCUUCAUUGAACCUUUCUGAAUAUGCUGCUGCAGCUGAUCAGAAAGAGUUUGAAUUAAACAUCCCUCUCACACACUCUGGCAAUGCUGUGGAGCCUUCACCUUCACUCUGUAUAUCUCUGAGCUUAUUAGAACUGAGAACUGCUCAAGAAACCACGGAGCCGGUGCAGAGAUUAACAGUGUCUGUUCCAUCGCCUACCCAGUCGGGAGAAAUUGUCUCAACAGAAAAGGAUGAGCUUUCUGCAAUUAAAGCUGGUCUUCGAAAAGUAAAAAUUUUUACAGGGUACGUGUCUGCCAGGAGAGCUAAAAAGGCCUGCCGUGAGGAUGAGGGCAGUGAGGGCAGGUGCUCUGCCAGGAGCGAGGAUGGUGAGUAUAAUUACCCAUUUGACACAGACUCGCUUGAGGAGUUCGAGGAUAGAGAAUCAGAUGAGGGAAAGGAGAGUACCAGCGUUAGGAAGUCUUUUAGUUAUGGCUCUCUGGCAUAUGCUAAUUAUGCUGGAGGAUCAUUUUACUCCAGUAUGAGAAUUAACAAUGAAGAUGAGGAUUGGGUUUACUAUAGCAAUCGCAAAUCUGAUGUUGGGUGCUCCGUCAUUGAGGAUUCAACUACAUCAGUGUCUGAGCCAUCUCUAUUGCAAAGUUCAAAGCGCAGCAUCCUACCGUGGAGGAAGAGGAAGCUGAGCUUCAGGUCUCCUAAAGCGAAAGGAGAACCAUUAUUGAAGAAGGCCUAUGGAGAAGAAGGUGGGGACGACAUCGAUUUUGACCGUAGACAGCUUAGCUCUGAUGAAUCUCUCCCUCUUGGGUGGCACAAGACAGAGGAGGAUUCAUCUGCAAAUCGAUCCUCAGUCUCUGAGUUUGGGGAUGACAAUUUUGCUAUAGGCAGUUGGGAGCAGAAAGAAUUUACUAGUCGUGAUGGACACAUGAAACUUGAGACCCAGGUUUUCUUUGCUUCCAUUGAUCAGCGGAGUGAGCAGGCAGCAGGUGAGAGUGCAUGUACAGCCCUUGUUGCCGUCAUCGCAGACUGGUUUCAGAACAACCACGACCUCAUGCCCAUAAAAUCCCAAUUUGAUAGCCUAAUUAGAGAAGGCUCAUUGGAGUGGAGGAACCUUUGUGAGAAUGAAACCUACAUGGAGCGCUUCCCUGACAAGCACUUUGAUCUUGAAACCGUCCUUCAAGCCAAGAUACGCCCUCUCUCUGUUGUUACUGGGAAGUCCUUUAUUGGGUUUUUCCAUCCAGAGGGGAUGGAUGAGGGAAGAUUUGACUUUCUGCAUGGUGCCAUGUCCUUUGACAACAUCUGGGAUGAGAUUAGCCGCACUGGUUUGGAAUGCCCUGGCAAUGAUGAACCUCAGGUUUAUAUUGUCAGUUGGAAUGACCAUUUUUUCAUCCUCAAGGUUGAGCCUGAAGCUUAUUACAUUAUUGACACGUUGGGGGAGAGGCUAUAUGAGGGAUGCAAUCAAGCCUAUAUCUUGAAAUUUGAUCGCAGCACCGUAAUUUACAAAAUGUCCAAUGUUGCUGAGGAACAAACAGCUAAUGACCAGCAGAUUGCAACAGCGGCAGAACCCAAGAAUCAAAUGGCCAACAUGAAGGAAGACAGUCCUGUAGCUGGGGUGGUAGUAACCAAGCUGGAGGAACCCUUAAAGAUUGAGGAGGAAGGGGAGGUUGUAUGCCGAGGGAAGGAGUCAUGCAAAGAGUACAUUAAGAGCUUCUUGGCUGCUAUUCCAUUAAGGGAGUUGCAAGUGGAUAUAAAGAAAGGUCUAAUGACAUCAACACCUAUUCAUCAUCGGUUACAGAUUGAAUUCCACUACACCCAAUUCUUAAAUCCAGGACCUGAAACUUCAGCAGCCGAAAUGACUGCAGCUACAAUAGAAAAUGUCGAUGAUCCAUUAGCUUUUGCUUCGUAGGAGUUACUGUAAAUUGUAGGAAGUGUGAUUACUCUAACUAGUCUUUCUUUUUCGAUAAUGGGGUGUCUUUUGAUGUGAAUUUGUUUAACAAAGAGGAGCCCAUGUGAUCUUUUUUUUUGAGUGGUAUAUGAGAGAGGGGGUUGUCCCUUCUAAUUUGGACUGGAAAUGGAACAGUCUGUAUGCUUUCAAUUUAUGGAGCUUGCGUUGUGCCUCCCUGUUUCUUUUGGCA
Carya illinoinensis is the source of this 2803-nucleotide messenger RNA. RefSeq lists its product as uncharacterized. The transcript has 4 exons. The record is from RefSeq and is a predicted model, not a curated record. Lineage: Eukaryota; Viridiplantae; Streptophyta; Magnoliopsida; Fagales; Juglandaceae. Bases 265 to 2574 code for a protein of 769 amino acids.